AAACCCCCAAACCAUCACCAAACCUAAUGUAUGGAAUAUUGCAGCUCAAAGUGAGAAAUUCAUUAUCCUUUUCAGCUUCAUUUGUGCAGUUUCUGUGAUAUGUGCAUUGGAAGGGUUUUUUCAUGAAAUGCCCAACACUGGCUUUCUGAAGUCCAUGAAGUGCAAGUCAGUCACUGCUAAACAAAUAUCUCUGCUGCCUCCACCUAGUUUAUAAACACCAAAAGCUGACACUUAAUUGAAUGGAAAUGAAUUUGUACUUGCACCCAGUCCAAAUUCAGGCAGUAUUCUAUCUAGCUAGUAAAAGUCUUUGGAGUUUUUCCAUAGACCCUAAUAGAUUUAGGGAUGCCCACAUGCUAUGGGAUUAUGUGCAAACACUAAUUUUUUAAUUUUUUUUUUUUUUUAAUUUAUAGUGGUCUUGGACACACAUCUGUCCAAAAAGUAUAUGAGAAGCUUAAAUGAAAACACUCAACUGUAAUAUCUGUAUGUUCUGGGAAGAGAAAGUAGGGAAGAAAAUUUGUAUUAAAAAUACAAGUUAUUCCAAAUAACGGUAUGAUGGAAUGGAGGUAGCUCUUCAUCUGAGUCAUGAGCCAAAAUUAGGAACAUAAAAUGCAUUGGAGAGCUGAGCAGAAGAAAUUAUUUAGAGAUGGUCAUGUUAGGUGAAGAGACUGUUUGAUUGUUUACUUAUGUUUCUUCAUUUGGAUGCCAGAUGAGAAAACUAGGUCAUUGGUGACCCAGUGACAUGACAUAGAAACAACAGAGAAUGUUGAGAAUACAGAAAAUGAGUCCUUAAAAAUAGGAGGUUUCUGCUGUGUGUUGGCCACAGAAGAGCCUAAUGGUACAGUUCAGUAGCUGUGGUUAGAAAUUUCCUUUUGCCAGUUAGGAAAUGGCAAAGCUCCUGACAUGAGGCCACACAGCAUGAAAAGAAGAGGGAGGGAGUCCCAAUGAGAGGCAUUCUAAACUAACAAAUCUUUUUCUAUUAUUGUUAUUAAAGUGACAUCAACACCAUCCGUGAAGGCAUCGGAGACAAGAUCAGUAUCUUUCUGCAGUUUUUUUCCACGUUUGUGUCAGGGCUUAUUAUAGGAUUCAUCUAUGGGUGGAAGCUGGCACUGGUGGUUUUGUCAGUCUGCCCACUUCUUGCUGCAUCAGCAGCAUUUUGGUCAACUGUAAGUGCGUGGGGAUUUAUAAACAAAGAAACCAGAUAAACCUUACAACCCCUAUGCACAGAAAAGGGGGAGAGAAUGGGAGAAACCUAGUGUGGUUUCUAAGUUGGGAGGUUGGCCCCACUCUCACUUUGAUUUCUGCUCCUCCUGCAGCUUUUCCCUGGGUUCCCAAGCACACAAUUCUCAUGGCUUCCCUUACUGCUAAAGAGCUGUCUGCUUAUGCCAAAGCAGGAGCUGUGGCAGAAGAAAUUUUGACAGCAAUCAGGACAGUUGUGGCUUUCAAUGGACAGCAGAAGGCAUUAGAGAAGUAUGAUGCAAACCUGGAGAUGGCUAAACGUGUUGGAAUACAAAAAUCAAUUACCACUAACACAUGUCUAGGUCUUUCCCAAUUUUUUAUCUUUGGAUCCUAUGCCCUUGCAUUUUGGUAUGGAACCAAGCUCACUGCUGAGGAUCCACAUUAUGACAUCACCCGUGUGCUAAUUGUGUUCUUCUCUGUGCUUAUUGGAGCUUUCUCCCUGGGCCAGGCAGCUCCUAACCUGGAGUCUGUGGCCAAUGCACGUGGGGCUGCCUAUGAAGUGUAUAAGAUUAUCAAUAAAAAACGGCUCAUAGACAGCAGUUCUAAGGAAGGUUACAAGCCAGACAAACUCAUAGGAGAAAUUGAAUUCAGAAACAUCCAUUUCAGUUACCCUUCUAGACCUGAUGCUAAAAUCCUCAAAGGUCUCAACUUGAAAGUUCAAACUGGGAAGACCAUUGCUUUGGUUGGUGCCAGUGGCUGUGGAAAAAGCACUACUGUUCAGUUGCUGCAGAGAUUCUAUGAUCCUGACCAGGGAGAAAUUACCUUAGAUGGCCGGGAUAUUCGGACCCUCAACACCAAGUGGCUACGAGAAAACAUUGGCAUUGUGAGCCAAGAGCCCGUUUUGUUUGCAACCACAAUAGCUGAGAACAUCCGCUAUGGCAGAGAAGACAUUUCUGAUGCUGAAAUUGAGAGAGCAGCCAAGGAGGCCAAUGCUUUUGACUUUAUAGCCAGACUGCCUGAUAAAUUUAACACCAUGGUGGGUGAAAGAGGGGCUCAGCUGAGUGGAGGACAGAAGCAACGAAUAGCUAUUGCCCGUGCCCUGGCAAGAAAUCCCAAAAUUCUUCUUCUGGAUGAAGCUACAUCUGCAUUAGACACUCAGAGUGAAUCCAUAGUGCAAGCAGCUCUUGAUAAGGCUCGGGCUGGACGUACCACCAUUGUGAUUGCUCACAGACUGUCUACCAUCAGGACUGCUGACACUAUUGCUGGGUUUGAGAAAGGUGUUGUGGUUGAGCAGGGGACACACAGCGAGCUGAUGCUGCAGAAAGGAGUCUACUAUUCCCUUGUAAUGCAGCAGGGUUGUACCAGUGAUGCUCAGGAUGAUGGCACAUCAGAAGAUAGUGAAGGCACAGAAGCUGAGGAAUAUGAGGAAAAAAAUCCUAUGGAAGAGCUGAUUCUUGAAGAUCAUUUUGAAACAUCUGUGAUACCAGGAAGAGGCAGCAUUCGAAGAAGAUCCAGCAGAUAUAAGAGCAAGAGGAGGUCAUCUAAAAAUCCCUUUGGAAAAAAGAAGAAAAAAAAGGAAGUGGAGGAAGAAAAUCUCCCUGCUGUGCCUUACUCAAAAAUCCUGGCUCUGAACAAACCUGAGUGGUUCUAUGUACUGCUGGGAAUGAUUGCUUCUGCUGUCAUAGGUGCAGUCAAUCCUACAUUUGCUGUUAUAUUUGGAAAAAUCAUUGGGGCUUUUCAAGAAAGAGAUCCAGAAAAAAGGACUAAAAACACUGUGGUGCUUUCUUUAAUAUUUCUUAUACUUGGAGUGAUUAUUUUAGCAGCAUACAUAAUCCAAGGAAUCAUGUUUGGGAAGUCUGGGGAAGCCCUAACGAUGAGACUGCGCUCUUUGUCCUUCAGAGCAUUACUUCAGCAGGAGAUUGGAUGGUAUGAUGACCAGAAAAAUGCUGUUGGUGUUCUGCUAACCCGUCUUGCUACAGAUGCUUCCCAAGUUAAAGGCGCAACUGGAAGCCGACUUGCACUGAUGACUAUGACUGUUGUUACCCUUGUGACUGCCAUCAUUGUUGCAUUUGUGUACAGCUGGCAGCUGACUUUGCUUGUCCUGGCCUGCAUUCCUUUUGUUGCUGGUGCAAAUGCUGUGAAUGCCAGCUCUAUGGCUGGUCAUGCUGCAGAAGACCAAAAAGCUUUGGAAGAGGCUGGAAGAAUUUCAACAGAAACAGUUGAAAACAUAAGAACUGUAGCUUCACUGACCAAGGAAGAAGCAUUUUAUGAAAGAUAUGUUGCUAGUUUGAAUCAUACAUAUAGAAAAUCUCUGAAAAAAGCCCCUUUCUAUGGAUUUACCUACGGAAUAGCUCAGUGUUCAGAGUACUUUAUUAAUGCAGCAGCCUUCAGAUUUGGAGCGUGGCUCAUUGCUAAUUGUCUGACCAACUUUGAAAAUGUAUUUAUAGUCUUUUCUGCUGUCGUGUUUGCAGCUAUGAAUGUUGGUCAGUCUUCUUCCAUGGCACCAGACUAUGGCAAAGCUCAAGUUUCAGCCCAAAAAAUCUUUCAGCUUUUAGACAGAAAACCUCUAAUUGACAGUUACAGUGAACAAGGUGAAAAAUUGAGCCAUUUUGAAGGCAACAUUGAAUUCAGGAACGUCCAUUUUGUAUAUCCAACAAGGCCUGAAGUUCAGGUUUUGCAAGGACUCAGUGUGAAGGUUAAAAAAGGACAGACUCUGGCAUUGGUAGGAAGCAGUGGCUGUGGCAAAAGCACAUCCAUUCAGCUCUUGGAGAGAUUUUAUGACCCUGUGGAAGGACAAGUGCUAGCAGAUGGAUUUGACACCAAAUCUCUGCAUUUACAAUGGCUGAGGUCCAGGCUGGGUCUGGUGUCACAGGAGCCCAUUUUGUUUGACUGCAGCAUUGCUGAAAAUAUCCAGUAUGGAGACAACAGCAGGGUGGUUAGUCAGGAGGAAAUUGAAGAAGCAGCUAAAGCAGCAAAUAUUCAUGCCUUCAUUGAAAAACUGCCAGAGAAAUAUAAUACCAGGGUGGGUGAGAAAGGAACACAACUUUCUGGAGGCCAAAAACAAAGAAUAGCGAUUGCCCGUGCUCUGGUCCGUAAUCCUGCUGUUCUGCUUCUGGAUGAAGCCACCUCUGCUCUUGACACAGAAAGUGAAAAGGUUGUGCAGAAGGCUCUGGAUAACGCCCGGCAGGGUCGGACCUGCAUCGUCAUCGCGCACCGCCUGUCCACCGUGCAGACAGCCGACACCAUCGUGGUGAUCCACAACGGCAGGGCGGUGGAGCAGGGCACCCACGGCCAGCUGCUGGCAAGGGAAGGACACUACUAUGCCCUUGUAAAUGCACAAGUCUCUAAUUAGUGCUGCUUGCUGAGCUGGCCUUUUUUAUUUUGUUUUGUUUCUUUUGCGGGAAGACAUGAAAAGCUGUGCAGAGGGUCACUGCUGGCUGUGCCUGUGCUGAAUGAGCAGGAACUGUGCUGCUGCCUCGUUGCUGUAUCCAGUGUGGCCCUUGGCCCACACAUCCAUGGGGAUGAGCAGUGCAUGCCCGGUGCUGGGGCACAGAAGAUGCACAGGGGAGUCCUAGAGACUGGAUGACUUGAGCAGUUUGGUGUGCCACAUGCUCUGGAGGGUGUCAGACCUGGUGUAGUCUCACCCACAGCUCAGGUGGGUACCCUGCUAUCCCUGUCCCCCCAAAUCCUGGCCCACACCAGCUGCCAUAGACCAAGGUGGUAACAGAAUGACAGCAGUUAAGCAUCACAGAUGAACAACAACCUGGUGCUUGGGGCUGCUCUUUGAGUUUCUUCACCAGCCAGAUGAAGUCAUAAGGUCUUCUUUAGUUAAAGAUGAUUAUAAAUUCUUAUUGAAAACUGAGAUUUAAAAAAAAAAAAUGUAUUAAAGAGAAGGAUGUUGACUCAUGGGCUUGUUUUUUUCCCUACUUUAUGCCACAUUUCUUAUAUUACUGUGCUUCACACAUUUCUUGUUUGCCUGGAAAGAGAGACAGAGACUAGACAAAGCAAAAGUAAUAAAAUAGGUAUUUACUGAAAGGAUAAACUUUGGGCAGUGCAAGAGCCUGGCCAGGGCUAUACCCAAAUCAAAUCUAAGAUGGAUCCUGGUCACAAGUCUCUACACUUUUGUAAGUUUUGGUUCAUCUACAUAUUGGGGUCAAUUAUCCAACCACAGCCCCAGGCUAUGAAGUCUCAUCUUCCUGGCUUGCCCCCUUUCCCUCACUGUUGUUUAUGCUUUUUGAGCACCAAUUGUCCUUGAUUCUCUAGCUAGACAGGAAUUGUUUUGUCUAACUACCCUUUGAAGAGAAUUUACUAACACCUAAUCUGAAGUUUCAGUGUUACACACUAAGCAGCAGAGAUUCUGAAAAAUAUAAAAGCUAAAACCCAAGGCAUCACUUGGAUAUUAAACACUCUGUUUCAGACAAUAAUUACAAUAGUUACAACCUUUCCAUAUCAAGAUAAACUGCAUAAAAGAUACCAUUUUUUUGUUUAGUAUUUUUUAAAUGCUGACCUAACAGAGUUUAGUCAUUCUUUGUAUCCAUCAAGAUAAUUUUAAAAGUUUUGUGGGAAGCUGGGAUGGCAUCAAUUGGCAUGGCCUUCUGUCAGACAUGCAAACAGCUUUUCUUUAAAAUACAGGGAAAAGGAAAAGUUGUUUUCAAUAUAAGUUCAUUUCUUUUUAGUAGUCAUGGUACUUAGUGCCAUGGUUUAGAAGUGGGUCUGACAGUGUUAGGUUAACAUUUAGACUAGAUCAUUUAAAGGGUCUUUGCCAUUCUAAAUUAUUCUGUUUUCUAUGAAUAAUUUCAAAGAUUUUUUUUUUUAAGUGUUGGCAAGGCUUGUUUAUACAUGUGUUUUAAUAAUUUGUUAUUCCUCUGAUAUAUUCCUCAGGGUGCUGCAAUACAUCCUUUAGCUGUUGAAGACUCUGUAGUCAGAGUGACUCAGCAGCUGGGAUUUUUUGGCUGGUUAAACCAAAUUGCAGCAUUUUAAUUUUCCAAGGCUUUACACGUGGCUUUGGGCUAAGAUUUAUAGCCUGGAGCAACCUGCAGUACUUUAUAAUUUCCAGAUUGCAGCAGACAAACUUACAGUAAUUACCAUCUCCUUUGCUCAUUUCAAUUAUUUUCCUGCAUUAGGACCUACAAGGGGAAUAAAACACACAGAAUGAAAUCUGAUCUCAGGUUUGCCAAAAUAAAUACAGUUGUUCUCCCUCACAGUUUUUCUCAGAGACUGUUUCAAGAGGAAUUUUUAUUCAUUCAGGCACCCCUCUUGUGUGAUCUCUUAAUUUUCUUGUAAUAGGCACAUACUAUGGAGCUGCUGCCCUUAUUACAUUUCAAAUUAUCUAAUGUGGGCUCAAAUUAAUUCCCUUUUCCCUGACUUGUUUCUGCACUGGACUUAAAAUUAUAAGCACUAGAUUUUGAUUCUCAGUUUUGAAAAUAAAAAGGGGAAAUAACUUCAGUGUUCAUUAUCCAUUCAGUUCAGCAUCCAUUACUUUCCAACUUGCUGUGCCUGCCUACUAGCAGACAGAUGGAGCUGGAUGACUUUACUGACUCCAUGUAAUUGCAACCAUGUCCUGGUUCUGGCCAGGACUGGGAGAGCCAGGAGACAGCCUGGUCAGGACCCAAAGGUUAUUCUACACACCUCAUCAUGGCCAGGGGUGGGGCAAUGGAGUUUCUUCUGGGAAGAAGUGGUUCUUGGUCGAAUAAGUGUGGUUUUGUUAUAGAAAUAUAGCAGCUUGGCCCCCAUUUAAGGCCCAUCUGCUGCCUGCAACCAUGGGCACUCUGCCCAGGAAACUUGUCUUUUCCAAGGAGAAACAAACAGCUUACCUAAGGGAGACCAACAAGAAAGCUGGGGAGGGACUUUUUACAAGGAUGUGCAGUGGUAGACCAAGGGGUGAUGGCUUUAAACUGAGAGAGUAGAUUAAAAGCAGAUAUUGGGAAGAAAUUCUUUACAAUGGGGGUGGUAAAGCACUGAUAUGGGCUGCCAGAGAAGAGUGGAUGCCUCAUCCCUGGAAGUGUUCCAGGCCAAAGUGGAUGGGGCUGUGAACUCAGUGGUCUGUGGAAGGUGUUCCUGCCCAUGGUGGAGAGGCUGGGACUGGGUGAUCUUCCAUGUCCCUUCCAACCCAAACCAAACUGUGAUUCCAUGGAGAGCAGAAAAAUUCACACAGUUUAUCUGGAGAUGUGGUUGUGUCUUGCUGAAGCAGGAAAUACAGUGGCAGCUUUUCCAAGGUUUUUCCAAACUCUUCUGUUUCUUAAUGGAUUUGAAUAAUAAUAGAGGAAUGUGGGCUGGCAAUCACUAGAGCUGUAUGCAAACUGCAGAUAAACUUGACAAAACAAUGGAUGAAAACCUGUACUUUACCUCUUUCUGUGUAUCCCUGCUGCUGUAUGUAGACAAACCAGACUUCAGUAAAACACAUCUCCAUGUCUGAGACGUUAAAAUAUUUCUAAGAUUAUCAACAUAGUAAAG
Oenanthe melanoleuca is the source of this 7629-nucleotide messenger RNA. It is a transcript of the gene ABCB5, whose product is annotated as ATP binding cassette subfamily B member 5. The coding region runs from base 1217 to 4528 and encodes 1103 amino acids. NCBI's taxonomy places the organism in Eukaryota, Metazoa, Chordata, Aves, Passeriformes, Muscicapidae. Gene Ontology annotation, molecular function: ATP hydrolysis activity; ABC-type transporter activity; ATP binding. Gene Ontology annotation, cellular component: membrane. The record is from RefSeq and is a predicted model, not a curated record. The transcript is spliced from 22 exons. Gene Ontology annotation, biological process: transmembrane transport.